GCCGGCUCUUGGCCUGUGGGUGGUGGCCCUGGUAACGCCGGUAGGAGAGGAGAGUCGGGCGCUUCCUGGGUAGCCCGCCAGCUUCCGCGAAAGGGAACCUCCCUCCGUGGUGAAGAGGGGACCCUACAGGGGUAAGUGAAGUGAUGGAGCACAUUUGAUUUGGAGACAGAAGCCAGAAAGUCUGGUCUGUGCCUCACCACGUGCCAGCUCUGUGAUUCCAGCUUCAGCACAGUCCUCAGCAGAUAGAGACAUGAGAAAAAUACCAAAUAAUGGGAACCUGAAGAUGACAAAAGUGGCUUACCCUCUGGGGCUGUUCAUUUGCCUGUUCAUCUAUGUCGCCUAUAUCAAGUGGCACUGGGCCUCCGCCACCCAGGCCUUCUUCAGCAUCACUGAGGUAGCGUCUGGGGCCCGGAGGGGCCAGCAGGCUCAUAGUCCUCUGGGGACAGCUACACAUGGUCAUGAGGUUUUCUAUGGCAUCAUGUUUGACGCAGGAAGCACUGGCACCCGUGUGCACAUCUUCCAAUUCGCCCGGCAGCCUGGAGAAACUCCCACUUUGACCCAUGAGACCUUCAAAGCACUGAAGCCAGGUCUUUCUGCUUAUGCUGAUGAUGUUGAAAAGAGUACUUCGGGAAUUCAGGAAUUACUGGAUGUUGCUAAAAAAGACGUUCCUUUUGACUUCUGGAAGGCUACCCCCUUGGUUCUCAAGGCCACAGCUGGUUUACGUCUAUUACCAGGAGAAAAGGCUCAGAAGUUACUGCAAAAGGUGAAAGAAGUGUUUAAGGCAUCGCCUUUCCUUGUGGGAGAUGACUGUGUUUCCAUCAUGAAUGGAACGGAUGAAGGCGUUUCAGCGUGGAUCACUGUCAACUUCCUAACAGGCAGUUUGAAAACCCCAGGAAGGAGCAGUGUGGGCAUGCUGGAUUUGGGUGGAGGGUCCACUCAGAUCACCUUCCUUCCAAGAGUCGAGGACACCCUCCAGACCUCCCCGCCUGGCUACCUGACGUCACUCCAGAUGUUUAAUCGGACCUACAAGCUCUAUUCCUACAGCUACCUGGGCCUCGGAUUGAUGUCGGCACGGCUAGCAAUUCUGGGUGGCAUGGAAGGGAAACCUGCUGAGGAUGGAAAGGAGUUGGUCAGUCCUUGUUUGUCUCCAGGUUUCACAGGAGAGUGGCAACAUGCUGAAAUAACAUACAGAAUUUCAGGACAGAAGGCAGCAGUGAACCUCCAUGAGCUGUGUGCCAGCAGAGUGUCGGAAAUCCUUCGAAACAAAGUGCAUAGAACAGAAGAAGUGAAGGAUGUGGAUUUUUAUGCUUUUUCCUACUAUUAUGACCUUGCAGCAAAUGUUGGCCUCAUAGAUGUGGAGAAGGGAGGCAGCCUCGUCGUGGGAGACUUUGAUAUUGCAGCCAAGUAUGUGUGCAGGACAGCGGAGACCCAUCCUCCAGGCAACCCCUUUCUGUGCAUGGACCUCACCUACAUCAGCCUGCUGCUCCAAGAGUUUGGCUUCCCAGAGAACAAAGUGCUGAAGCUGACUCGGAAAAUCAACGAUGUUGAGACCAGCUGGGCUCUGGGGGCCAUUUUUCAUUACAUCGACUCCCUGAGAAGACAGAAGAAUCCAGCCUCAUAGUGGCCAAGCUGCCCCAGCCAUCCUUACAGAGCGGCUCCAUCUCCAUGAGAACAGACCUGUGUGGAACGCCUUGAUGUGUUGGGAGGAAGCCACUGCUUGGGCUGCCACCCCUUUCCCUUUGGCCUUGCAGACCUGCCCCUGGACAGGCAGAGAGCUAGAACGUGACCAGGCCUAGUGUCUCCUCCUGCCUCAGCCCCAGGUGGGCAGUAAACCAGACAGGGCAAAGGGCACAUGUCAAGUUUAGUAUGACACAGGCACACCAUCCCCCAUCCCUCCCCUGUAUGCAGGGUUGGGGUGACUGUAACGUGUUUCUGUGACAGGGGUCUUGUUUUGUCUCCCUGCCCCUGUCUGGUCCCUCCUCUCAUCCCCAGGGUGGACCUCCACCUUCUCCCCAGAGACUUGGUCGGGAGGUUUUACAGGCUGUUCUGGCUGCUUUCAGGGUGGGCCAAGUGGCAACCACCAUGUCCUCUGGGACAGUGAAUUGGGCGGACCUGAAUGCAUUGGCCUCCUCUUUGGUUAUGGACAUGCGAGGUCAUCCAGAGGUCUGUUUUCUCAGGUUCUUGGAUGGCUUGGGGCAAGCUGAUGAAGUUGGCCUUGUGAGUAGAAGAGGGCUGGGGGAAAUACCUCUGUGUGUCCCAGCUCUUCAGAGGAGGUCUGAAUGUGAGCAUGACCUGCUUACAAUAUUUAUGGCUGUGCUGUGUGAGUGACAUCUCUGUUGUGUGGUGCUGGGUGUUUGUGUAGCAGCUGUGUUCUGAGCCCCAGUGAAUGUAUUGCUACCAUGAGCCAUUUGCAGCUGAGCAGUGUUGAAGACACACACCAUCCCCCUGUGGGUCAGGUGGACUGCAGUCCCCAGAACUGCCUUCUUGAGGCUCUUCUGGGGUAUAGGGCUAUGCCCAUUGUCUGGGGCCUCUGUAGGACACUGGCUCUGGGCCCUCUUGCAUCGGGAUGUGAAGUCUGUGAGACAUAGGCCCUGGGGCCACAGUCGUUCUGCAGUGAAUGUAUGGUAUAUGGAAUAAGCUGAACCUCAUGUGUUCCACUCAAAAUAAAGGGUUUACAAGGGUUUCUUCUCCAGUCACUCUUCUAGGUGAGCAUCAGCAAUGUUCAUCCCCUGGUAGAAAAGCCCCUGAGAUCCCUGUUUACUAUAGUUGAAACAAAGAACUGUCCAUGCCGGGUGACAGGUGGCACAUUAACUCUUGUCAGUGUGCCUCAUAAGGAGAAAACAGCAGAAGGGCAUAGGGAGGCCAUCCUCAGGCCAUCAUACAUGCCCGUGGUUAUAGGCGAGCCCCUUGCCUUCCCAGCAGAGCUCCCCUCUUCCCUGGGACUGUGACCCGCAGCCACGUGCAGUGUGGAGUUCUCAAGCAAAUGCUGUGCCCCAGCUUGCAGUGUGUUCUCUGAGGAUCUGGCUUUAAUCUGGGACAGCUGGAAAGGGGUCGCAUGCCAGACAAAGACUGGGUGUGAGCAUAGGGUCUGGCCCCUCAACUACUUAGGGCCACUGCAGGACCAGGACCGAUGUGACUGCUGAAUGAGCCCAUGAGUGGAGGCCUGUGUUGGGGAAAGGGCUCUGCAGAGAGCUACAGGAGGUUAGUUUUACUCCUUACCUCCAAGAGCCCUUCGUCCCCAGGGGUGGAGGCAGGGAGGGAUCGAAGUGUAAAACCUUUGAUCUUGAAGUGCUGUGCCCACGGAGAUGGGGGAGCAGUUACCCCCUUUUCUGAACGUCCUGAUUCUGUGGUCUGAUCGUCACUGGCCCAACUUCAGAAGGCUGGUGGAAGACCCCAGUACAAAAUCCACUGACAAGAUAAGGUUAAUCACCCUCUGCCCAGUGGUUUCCCCAGAAUUUAAACCCUGGGGCAGAGGUCUGGAGGUGUGCAUAUGACAUAAGCAGAAAAAGACAAAGAAGGGAAGGUGUUUUACCUAAAUAAAAAGCCACAUUUGGGCUACAGCUAGGAAACCUUCAUUUGAAAAGGGCAAGAAAAUCCAACUACCAGCACCUCACCAUCCCUGCCUUGGCAGGGUUUCCCCAGCCUUUUCCUUCUAUAAUAUCUAACAAGUUAAAUAUUUAAGGAACUUCCAGAGGCCAUGAUCAAAUGUAUAUGAAGGUAAAGGUGAAAAUUGAUUUGGUCCAUUUAUAGGUUAGUGAUCUCACAUCUGAAAAAGUGGCAACAACUGGAAGUUUCCCAAAAGAUCACCAAAUAAGUCAUGGAAUAUUUUUAGUUCCAGCAAAGUACACAAGUCAUUUUGCUGUGUCUUUUGUGAUUAUAAAGUAGGCUUUGUUUUUUAAAAAAGAAGUAACUACAUAUGCACCUCCUAACAUGUAAAAGUCAAACUACAGAUACAGUAAGAAUUUUGUUCCCUCUGGUGUGCCCCACUUCACAUAAGCCGUGUGCAUCUAUGUGCUCAGAUCUUUCUAGCAUGUCCCACACACCACCUCCUGCCCACAUGUCCUGUACUUUCCUGUUCUCACUCAGAACAGCUACACUGUUGAUGCACACUGAGCUGCCUCAGUCCUCCAGUGGCUGGUGUCAUCCAUAUGUCUGGAUGACAGGACCCCCGGCAUCAGGUUGUUUCCAGUACCACAUCCAUACGUGAGCCAUGCUGACAUUGCCAGAUCCAAAGGCAGGAAUGUUUUAAAUUGUGACCAUGUCGUCAGAUGGUAAUUUUCCUGUGCACUGGCCUAAUUCAUGUCAUAUGUAUGUCUAAGAGCAUUUCUUUUUCUGUGAAACAUCUGUCCAUGUCCUGUGCCAAUUUUUCUGAGAGAUUGUGGUAAUUCUCUUACUAGAAGAAUGUUUAUACAUUAGGGAAAUUAGUCAUUGUGACAGAAUGUGUGGCAAGUUUGUUCCCAUUUUAUUACUUUUUGAAUUUAUGGUGUUUUUUUCAAUGCACAGUUUUACUGUUUUUAUGUAUUUAAGUUUAACUGAUUUAUAUUUUUAUAUAGACUUAUGAUGACUUCCAGGUUUUGUGUCAUAAUUAGAAAGGCUACCCCACUGGGAUAGUUUUCAAAGUUAA
Molecule: messenger RNA, 4624 nt
Organism: Prionailurus viverrinus (fishing cat)
Lineage: Eukaryota; Metazoa; Chordata; Mammalia; Carnivora; Felidae
Gene: ENTPD6
Product: ectonucleoside triphosphate diphosphohydrolase 6
Exons: 15
Coding region: 251-1621 (456 amino acids)
Biological process (GO): nucleoside diphosphate catabolic process
Cellular component (GO): membrane; Golgi apparatus
Molecular function (GO): GDP phosphatase activity; UDP phosphatase activity
Source: RefSeq, a predicted model, not a curated record